ACUGUCUGGCGGCGGCGACAUCACUACUUCCGUCUCCAGAGCUGUUACACGCAACCACGGUUCCGGCCGCAUCGACCCUUCUGCGCUUUCCCCAGACCUAUUCACUUCUCUGAUUCCCUGCAUUGCACUUCAUCGCGCAGCACUGUACGACCCGUCCUCUUCACGCCGCUCCCUCGCUGCGAUUCCGAUGCCUACUUGAGGUCGACUUGUGCGGCAUCUGCCCGAACCCGAACCAUAUCUUCCGAUUCGAUACAACCCACCUCUUACCACGUGUAUACUUUUAAUUCCUCUCCACCAUGGCAACCGAUGCUGAGCCCCUCACUGCGGGGCUAUUUGAAGAUGCCUCUGCGCACGACGACGUGCCCCAGACUUCCGACGAGCGAGCCAUGGACAAGGACGAAGCCGAUACCUGCCGGAUAUGUCGCGGGGAAGGCACAACCGAGGAGCCUCUGUUCUUUCCUUGCAAGUGCAGUGGUAGCAUCAAAUACGUCCACCAAGAAUGCCUGAUGGAAUGGCUGUCCCACACCCAGAAGAAGCACUGCGAGCUGUGCAAGACAUCCUUCCGCUUCACCAAACUAUACCAUCCCGGUAUGCCGAAUCGCAUACCCACGACCGUCUUCGUACGUCGCGCCGCUCUCCACGUUCUCAACAUGUUCGCAACCUGGUGCCGAGGGGUCCUGGUGGGCGCCGUAUGGCUGUUCCUACUGCCCUGGUGCAUGCGCGUGGUAUGGCGCAGCCUGUUCUGGGUCGGCGAUGGUGGCUGGUCACAAGAAAUGUUCACCAACAUACCUGAGACGUCUGUAGUGCCCGAGACGCGGAGGGUAUUGGCCCCCAGCGAUAUUGACUUGAUACGCUCCGCACUCGAUACCGCCAAGAGCAGCAACUCGACUGUGCAUGUGGCAAGUACCGUCGGGCCCAUGAAGAUAACGUAUACUCCAAACAAUUCCACGGCUAGCGAGUCCAUCCUCUGGACCUAUGCCAAACGUGUCUUCUUCGGGGUUCCAUACCCCUUUUCCCAGCUUACACAAGCCGACAGAAUAACUACACACGUUUCUGUUGUCCACAAGAACGGCACCGUUUCCAAUACCACCUCAGACCAUCUCGGCAUUCGCAGUCCGUCGCUACUCUCCGAUGUCCCCUUCUUCAACUGGUUCCAGUCUCAAAGCGCCAAUCGCUUUAUUGUUGACGUGAUAGAGGGGCAGAUCAUCACUCUACUGGUUGUUGUAGCGUUCAUCCUUGUCUUCCUGAUCCGUGAGUGGGUGGUCCAGCAACAACCCGUCAUCAACAUGGUUGCUCUUGGUGACAACGCUGCUGCGCAGAGAGCUGCCAUCAUAGAAGAAGAGGCUCUCGUUGACAACGUCGUUGUUGAUGAGGGUGAGCUGGACGAUGCUCUAGAUGCCCUGGAUGCCGAAGUGGCUGGGGAGGCCGCGGAUGUGGAAGAGGCUCAUGAACCUCAAAAUGCUGAGCAGAACGAGCCAAUCGCCCCUGAAGACUUCACUCGCGAGAAUGAUGAGCCCGAGGCUGCCGAACCUACGAUACGCCGCGUUCGCCGGUCUUCCUCGCUCCGCCGAGAACGCGACGAGCUUGUUCGCAAUAUAGUACGCGAAGGUCUUUCAGGCGACUUGACUUCAAUGAUGCAAUCGGAUGAUCUCCUGAAUGCCUACACCGAUGGUGUCCCAUCCCAAAGCUUCAAUGCGGCUAUCGAGCGGGCAAUAAUGGAAGAUGGUGAGGCCAGCAGCUCAAUCUUCCCUGCAAGAACCUCGUCGCUCCACCAACCUCCAGGCGUAGCACCAGACGCUGAAGGUUCCGAGUCAUCUUCAUCUUCACACAGACCCAACAUGCCAGCACGCGAUAGAUCCUUCAUCGCGACAGAGAUUCGUCGUGGCCUAGAGGAGGGUAAUACAUGGUCGUUCGAGAACGUACCACAAUCGUCAGCUUCGAACGGGUAUAGUGCUGAAAACGUACCCGAAUCGUGGGAAGACGACGACAAGGCACAGCGAAGAGCCGACCAAGAGCCCGAGGCUGCAUCGGACCACGAACCGGGUAGCGAGCACAGCAGUGGAAGCUGGCAGCAAGUCCCUGAGGCUGUAGAAGAUGACUCCGACCAAGCGCUGGAAGGAGAUCAUGUUUACGACAAGGGUAAAGCUAAGGCUGUCGACGCUAGUGCGGAAGAUAAUCUACAUGAGUCAACGUCUUCCGCACGAAGCAGUUCUACUAAUCUAGACAACUCAAUUACGGUCGAUACUACGAUUGAAGUUGACAACAGCAGUAGCCAGCCUGACCGAGACUCGACCAUCCGUGAAGAACAGGAACAUUCUGAAGUGGGUCAGCAAAACCCGGACGAGCAGCCUGCGGCUCCAGCCAACGCACAACCAGUAGCGCCUCAACUUCCACAAAAUCCAGUCAACCAAGUGCUGGACUGGAUGUUUGGAGACAUAGCGCCGAUGGCUCAACCUGCCGAAGAAGGAGGCAACGAUGAGCAUAUCGUGCGCGAUCUGGCAGACGAAGCGCCGUUUGUGCCCUUCCUAGGGAACGAGCCGCGGGAUCAUGGCAAUGCCGCGCCCCAAGACCCUGACGUUGCUGCCGCCGCCGCACAAGCUGGCAUAGAUGUCAACGACCAGGAAGCAAUUGAAGACGCCGAAGACCUUGAAGGUAUACUUGAGCUCAUUGGUAUGCAAGGACCUAUUGUCGGUCUUUUCCAGAAUGCCUUGUUCAGCGCUGUGCUGAUCACCUGCACACUGGCGUGCGCUGUCUGGGUUCCUUAUCUCUGGGGCAAAUUCGUCAUCAUAUUAGUGGGAAGUCCUCUUGAACUACUCAAAGUUCCUCUUCAGGUGGUCGCUGCAGUGACGGACUUCAUAGUCGACGUCACGCUCUUCGUCGUAGCUGGUACGACGUACUGGGGUUCCUACGCCAUCUCCAGUCUGGUCAAGCUGUGUUCUUUGGGGAAACUGUCCCAGGCCAUAGACGGUCCACUCCGUACAGUAUCUACGCCAGCAUACUCCCUUGCAGAGAGUGCUAUGGUUCGUAUUGGAAAAAUGUUCAUGGAUUCCCCGCUAUCGUCUCAGCCCAGCUACACCCAAUUCACGCUCAACGCACACGCUUCACUAAGAAGCCUGCAGAACACGACUUCAUUUGCGCUCAAUGAAACAAGCAGCUUUGCAAAUGCUAUCAUCGAGGAGAUUUCAGCAGACUCGCCGCCCAAGCUUGUGUUGAGAGUCCUUGGAAGCCUUCCCUCGCUGGUUCAAGAUAUCUCUACGACUACCUACGGCCAGUGCAGCUCUCUACUCUCAUGGCUUUGGACGGCCAAGUCGUACAAGAUCACCUUUAAUCUGGACUCGAACAGCAAUACCGCUGCAGCAUACACUGCAUUGGAGCGAUGGACGGCAAGCGACCGCUUGAUUGCAAUACUUGCUGGCUAUGGAUUCUUCGCCUUCCUUGGCGCGAUAUAUCUCAGGCGCGGCACCCCUUUCAGCUCAUCACAGCAAGGACAAAGGAUUGAACGGAUUCUCUCUGACAUUCUACAACAAGCCGGAGGUGUGCUCAAGGUUAUCCUUAUUAUUAGUAUUGAGAUGUUGGCAUUCCCGCUGUACUGCGGGCUACUUCUCGACUUGGCCAUGCUCCCACUAUUCCAGAACGCUACGCUGUACAACCGGUGGCAGUUCGCGAGAGAGAGUCCAUGGACAUCUGGAUUCGUACACUGGUUUAUCGGCACUUGCUACAUGUUCCACUUCGCGCUCUUUGUGUCCAUGUGCCGCAAGAUCAUGCGCAAGGGUGUACUGUACUUCAUCCGCGACCCAGAUGAUCCGACCUUCCAUCCUGUCCGGGACGUCCUAGAACGUAGCGUCACGACUCAACUUCGCAAGAUCGCCUUCAGCGCUCUUGUGUAUGGAGCACUCGUUAUUGUGUGCCUCGGUGGUGUCGUAUGGACCUUGAGCCGCGCUACUACCAACGUCCUACCAAUCCACUGGACUACCGAAGCACCAUCACUGGAGUUUCCGCUCGACCUUCUCUUCUACAACUUCCUCACGCCCGUCAUCAUCAAAUUUUACAAGCCUAGCGAGGGUCUGCAUGCCAUCUACAAAUGGUGCUUCCAGAAGUGCGCUGGAUUCCUCCGCCUGUCCAACUUCCUCUUUGGCGACAAAAUCCCUGCGCAAGAAGGCGACGAUGGCCGGUACGUUCGUGCACCAGCUUCCGAUCAAGCUCGCAUCCCCAAGGGCCAACCUGUCUUCGUCGAAGUCGACCGUGACAAUGUGCGCAAAGACGGAGAGAACGAAGGUGGAGUACACAAUUCCGAUCUCGUGUCAAUGGUGUUCAUCCCGCCGUGGUUCCGCGUGCGCAUUCUCUGCUUCAUCGUGACGAUAUGGAUCUUCAUGGGUUUGUCAGGAGUGAGCGUAACGAUCCUACCUCUCAUCUUUGGCCGCUACCUCUUCUCGCUCUUCCUCCCACCAACCGUCGAGAUGAACGACAUCCACGCCUUCUCUCUCGGUGUUUACACUCUAGCCAGCAUCGGCUACUCCGUCUACCACGCUUUUAAAUUCAUCUCAUCCCUCAACCGCUCGAUACCCGACCCAAUGUCCACACUUCACACCAUUGCAGCAACAACUUCGCGCGUCGCCGGCCGGGCCCUCCGCUUCUCAUACGUCUGGGCAACGCUCAUCUUCGCCAUCCCCUUCCUCUUCGCCGUCCUCCUAGAACUCUAUUUCCUCAUGCCCCUGCAUGCCUACCUCGGUCCCAAGGAACCCCACGUCGUCCAUGUCAUUCAAGACUGGACCCUCGGCUUCUUAUACUCUCGCCUUGCUGCGCGCCUCGUCUUCGCAAACCGCAAUUCACGUCCUGCACGCGCGUUCAAAGCUGUCAUCAGAGAUGGCUGGCUCUACCCCAACGCUAAGAUUGCGACACGCUGUUUCCUUGUCCCCGUGCUGGCACUCUUCCUCGUCGCCAUUGCCAUGCCAUCCAGCCUGGCGUUUGUCACGAGUCGAACGCUGUACCGCGGUGCGAGUGAAGCGAAGAAGAACUUACUCUGGCGCUUCAGCUUCCCGGCUGUAGGACUUGCUUUGGUAGUUAUGUGGGCUUCGUCGGCGGUUGUCAGGCUGCUUGUGAGGUGGAGACUGGUGGUCAGAGAUGAGGUCUACCUUAUUGGAGAAAGGUUACAUAAUUUUGGGGAGAGGAAAGCACCGGUUCAGUCUUCGUCUGCUGCUACUGCUGCGGUAGAUGCUGGAGGUGUUGACGCGGGCACGCAGACUGCUUAGUUUUGCGGGGUUGUCGGUCGGUGUCUUGUGUUGUUAUGGGUGCAAGAGUGUAAUUGCUGCACAUCCUUUUCAUUAUGCAUUCACUUUUGCUGGAAGGUCUAGAAGGGACGUCAGUCACUUUUUCGGCUGGCUAGCUAGAUAGCCAGCCAGGUCUCAGUAUCUUAGUGCAAAUCUCACGCUGCUCAUUGUUA
Alternaria rosae is the source of this 5440-nucleotide messenger RNA. Its product is annotated as RING finger membrane protein. The transcript has a single exon. Lineage: Eukaryota; Fungi; Ascomycota; Dothideomycetes; Pleosporales; Pleosporaceae. The coding region runs from base 297 to 5249 and encodes 1650 amino acids. Gene Ontology annotation, cellular component: endoplasmic reticulum membrane. Gene Ontology annotation, molecular function: zinc ion binding. The record is from RefSeq and is a predicted model, not a curated record.